This is a messenger RNA of Candida albicans SC5314, 1554 nucleotides long. Its product is annotated as ribosome biosynthesis protein. Gene Ontology annotation, molecular function: protein binding. The transcript has a single exon. Lineage: Eukaryota; Fungi; Ascomycota; Pichiomycetes; Serinales; Debaryomycetaceae. Bases 1 to 1554 code for a protein of 517 amino acids. The record is from RefSeq and is a predicted model, not a curated record.
AUGUCAAAAAGAUCAGCUGAAGAUGAUUUAAGUGGCAAUAGAUCCACCAGUCAUACUGCCAUUAAAACUAAUAAAGAUUCUCUUCCAACUACUACAAAUGGAAAGGAAGAAGAACCAGACAAUAUGGAUAUUGGGGAAUUUGAAGAUCCAUACGGUGAUGAAUUUGAAAGUGAUGAAGAAAUUAUAGAAUUAGACGAUAACAAUGAUGAAGAAGAUGAUGAAAUGAUUGAUGAAAAUUCAACACAAGCCAAAAUUGAAGAAUUAGAAGCCAAAGAACAAGAACAAGAACAACAAUCAUCAAUAUAUUUACCUCAUAAAUCAAAACCAUUAGGACCAGAUGAAGUCUUAGAAGCCGAUCCAACAGUCUAUGAAAUGUUGCAUAAUAUCAAUUUACCAUGGCCAUGUUUGACUGUUGAUAUUUUACCAGAUUCUUUAGGUAAUGAAAGAAGAUCAUAUCCAGCAACAGUUUAUUUAGCUACUGCGACUCAAGCUGCUAAAGCCAAAGAUAAUGAAUUGUUAGCUAUGAAAGCAUCUUCAUUGGCCAAAACAUUAGUUAAAGAUGAAAAUGAAGAAGAUGAGGAAGAUGAAGACGAUGACGAUGAUGUUGAUAGUGAUCCAAUAUUAGAUUCAGAAUCUAUUCCAUUAAGACAUACUACAAAUAGAAUAAGAGUAAGCCCUCAUGCUCAACAAACUGGGGAAUACUUAACUGCUUCAAUGUCAGAAAAUGGUGAAGUUUAUAUAUUUGAUUUACUGGCACAAUAUAAGGCAUUUGACACACCAGGUUAUAUGAUUCCUAAAUCAUCGAAAAGACCAAUUCAUACUAUUCGUGCCCAUGGGAAUGUUGAAGGUUAUGGAUUAGAUUGGUCUCCAUUAGUAAAUACAGGGGCUUUAUUAUCUGGAGAUAUGUCAGGGAGAAUUUAUUUAACUAAUAGAACGACAUCAAGUUGGACCACUGAUAAAACUCCAUUUUUUGCAUCACAAUCUUCAAUUGAAGAUAUUCAAUGGUCAACUGGUGAAACUACAGUGUUUGCCACGGGUGGAUGUGAUGGAUAUAUUUGUAUUUGGGAUACAAGAUCGAAAAAACAUAAACCUGCAUUAUCAGUAAUUGCUUCUAAAUCUGAUGUUAAUGUGAUAUCUUGGAGUUCUAAAAUCAAUCAUUUAUUGGCAUCAGGACAUGACGAUGGUAGUUGGGGUGUAUGGGAUUUAAGAAAUUUCACAAACAAUACCACCAGUAAUCCUUCACCUGUGGCUAAUUAUGAUUUCCAUAAAUCGCCAAUCACAUCAAUUUCAUUCAAUCCAUUAGAUGAAUCAAUCAUUGCUGUUUCAUCAGAAGAUAAUACUGUUACAUUAUGGGAUCUUGCUGUUGAAGCUGAUGAUGAAGAAAUUUCUCAACAAAGAAAAGAAGCUCAAGAAUUACAUGAUAUUCCACCACAAUUAUUAUUUGUCCAUUGGCAAAGAGAUGUUAAAGAUGUUAGAUGGCAUCCACAAAUUCCUGGUUGUUUGGUAUCUACUGGUGGUGAUGGAUUAAACAUUUGGAAAACUAUAUCUGUGUAA